Angiostrongylus costaricensis is the source of this 252-nucleotide messenger RNA. The record is from the annotation of a GenBank genome assembly. Lineage: Eukaryota; Metazoa; Nematoda; Chromadorea; Rhabditida; Metastrongylidae.
AUGGGAAGGCGUAAGUCGAAGAGAAAGCCACCGCCGAAGGCAAAAGCAGUGGAGCCACUGGAAACGCAGUUCAACUGUCCAUUUUGUAAUCACGAAAGAGUAUGUGAGGUUAAAAUGGACCGAGAACGAAAUGUGGGAUUCAUAUCGUGCCGUGUGUGCUCCGAGGAUUUUCAGACUCCAAUCAAUUAUCUUUCGGAGCCGAUCGAUGUGUAUUCAGAUUGGAUCGAUGCCUGUGAGUCUGCGAAUUCGUGA